GUUAGUCAGUAAAAUAUAGUAAGAUUUAACAUUUUUAACGAUUUAAUUUUUUUUUAAUUCAGUAAAAGGAAAAAAAUUCAUAGCAGACAUUGUUUUUAUCAAAUUUUAAUUAGUUAGACCUACAGUAACUUCAGUAAGGUACAUUAUAGUUGUAUUGUUUGUGAUAGUGUUAUUGGUCACACAGGAAAAUGGUAAAGGAAAUUCGUACAGGUUUUUAAGGCCCAGUGUCAGCUGAUGAUUACUGUAAAUCUCCUGGACACACCAGGGAACACGAUUAAAGUACACGGUAGGCGGAUAUCUUAUCUGACAGCCAAAUUGACAACUAAUCAUUUUGUAAACUUCAUUGCGCGAGAGCUCCUACUCAUCGACAAGCCGGAUGUGGGUUGAGUCCUUAGUCCCAUGAAAACAAAAAGUAUACAGUUUCGAUUUUCAAAUGAUAAAGAUGUGUCUCUAAUUUUGGAUUAAUAAUUCAUCGAAUCAAACAAGAAUUAACAAUGGACUUUUUCUAUGCAAAUAUGUUGCAGUGAAUGUGUUUGUCACACUUAUUGCUAGACAUCAUUAGUUUUUAAGAUUGAAGUCACUCAACUCAGGUCAACUGUCAACUGCAACUCACUGACUCACUGCCUUUCUGAACAGUGAAAAAAAAAGUGAAACAAAUUGUGUGAUCUUUUUUUUAAAGUUUUAACUUACAAAAAAAAAAAAAAAUUAUUUUGAUAAUGAUCAGGAGCUAGGAUCUAACACUUUUAUUAGCCAUACGCCUACGUCAGUGGGCUUAACAGUUUUAGGCCUUUUAUUAUUAAUUAUUAUUUAAAAAAUAAUUUAUAUGAAAUUAAGUUAAUUAAAAUAUUUAGACAUUAGCACAGUGACAGAAGUAGGGCUCUAUCCUUGGAAAAUGAGUUUAAAUACUGCAAAUGAUGAUGUUGAAAAUUAUGGAGCGGACACAGCAUCAGAUUCAGACUCUGAACAUACACCCUUAUUGGUUGGAUCCUCAUCUAAAGAUUCAUUUUUUAACCGCCGCUUACGAAGACUUACACGAAGUUUGAGUGUUGCAUCAAUACGACGGGAAGAUGGAGAACCAAUUUUGUCAGCUGCCGCUUCACAAAGAGUACUUGGAACUUUUGCAGGAGUAUUUUGCCCUGUUGCACUGUCUAUGUUCUCAACUCUCUUGUACUUGAGAGGUGGUAAGUAGGUCUACUGAUCGAUUUACUGUGCUCCUUUCUAAGCUUUAUGGAUAUAGACUUACUUGUUUUAUUAAAUUAUGAAAGAAAAGUUUUUUGGUGAGCUAAUCAUAAAGCCUAGUUACCAUUAUAAUUUGAAAUAUUUAGACGUUGGAUUGGUAUUAUUUUUAAACGACAAAAUCACUGUGAACUGUAACUUGAUUGAGUGCAUAUAAUUUACUGAUCACUAAUCUAGUGCCCUUCUUUCAUGUAAAUUAACCAUGUCAGUGAUCAAGUUGAUUGAUGGAUUUAAGUAUGUUAGGCCCAACCAGUCGUGCGCGGUUUACAAGUAUUUUAGACCCAACCAGCUGUGAGGGAUGUACAAGUAUUCAAGACCCAAUCAGGCAUGAAUGGUGUAUUUUCCCUGGGCCAGCUCCAAAGCCUCAACCUGGUCAUUUAAAAAAAAAAAAAAAAAAUAUUCCUUUGUUAUUUAUUUAUUUUUAUUGUGAAUUUUAAAAAGCGCGGUUUACAAGUAUUUUAGACCCAACCAGCUGUGAGGGAUGUACAAGUAUUCAAGACCCAAUCAGGCAUGAAUGGUGUAUUUUCCCUGGGCCAGCUCCAAAGCCUCAACCUGGUCAUUUUAAAAAAAAAAAAAAAAAUAUUCCUUUGUUAUUUAUUUAUUUUUAGUGUGAAUUUUAAAAUAUUUUAGCUACUGUUACUCUUGGGGGGUGAAUGGCCUCAAUGUUAAACUUUUUUGUGUGUGUUUGCUGUAUUAAAAUAGGCAACCAUAUCAUCAUCUUGCCCAAACAUUGUAAGGGGAAAUGAGAUCAAGUCUUGCUACAUGUUAGUUAGAUUAAUUAGACACAAACAAUUUGUGUAUAAAUAAAACAAUAUUCAUUGAGCUUUAUUAAUGGUUAAAAAAAAUAUAAAUUCACACGUUUCAGCUAAUGCCUUCAUCAGUACAUAAAAAAACAUUCAUAUAUGCAUAAUUAAAUUUACAUAAUUAUAUCUAUAGUACUGAUACCUAAAAGAAAAGAAUGGGCACGAGUCCUUAAUGAAAACAAAGCUCAGGAUUGUGGAAAUAAAGUGGGUCGAAGCAUUAUUUAAAAGCCAAAAAGGAAAAAAACCAUUGCAGCUAAGUUAAAUUGUUAACUUGGUUUAUACCGUAACGUACCUUAUAUUUUUAUUAAUUUAUUUUCCAUAUAAAUUCUAUCAGUUGUAUUACUCGCAUACAAUAUAUCAGUAAUUGCAGUGUCUAAUAUUCCAUUAUGGUUAGUACUAUUGAAAUGUUAAGAAACUGGACAAAACCAUAACUAUUUUUGCUCUCUAUUGCAUACAUUCUUUCAAAUGUUAUGGUCUCAUCUCUGUUAUCUGUGGUUUUCUAUUAUCCGCUAAAUUUCACUUCAAAACAAACACAAGUCUCUAAAAUAAUCAGUAAAUGCUUCUAACACUGUUCUUUAUUUAUUUAUUUAUUUAUUUAGGCAUUUUAAUAUAGCGCUUACCAUAAAGCUCUAAGCGCUUUACAAUUAUGAAAAACAUGUAAACUAAGUAAAAUAAAAAUGAGACAAUAGGGUAGUAACUGCUAUACUAUAGAACCAGUCCUGGUGGUAUCACAAUUUUUAAAUACAUUCCUAUUCCACUCAAUUGCAACCACUCAAAUUCUUGGUUCACUCACAAAUCUCCUUUUUUUCACUAUAAAAUAAUUCUAGAGCUAUUUAAGUUCUCUCUCUAAAAAACAUGCUCACUUAGUUGCAUCACAACUCUAAACAACUUUAAACUACUAGUACUAAAACCUGGAUCUAAAAUUCUGGUAACAAAGAGAGGCUAUAAAAACACUAGAUUAUUUAUUAGUUUAUUUUUUGGGGGUUACAAAGUUACACACAUUGUAAUUCCAAAUAAAUGAAUAUUUGUUCACAUGCCUACAUGACCCUUAAUUCAGCCUAAACCUCUGGGCAGGACAGAAGGAAUUAAAUUGUUUUUUGUUUUUUUUAGAUACUGAUCUCUUCGGGAGUGCUAGCAUUUCCAUCAUAACUGACUUUUAAAGACAUGAAUAUUAACAUUGAUUAUAAAAUAUUUAAACAAAAGGAAAUGCAACAAAAUGGACUUCAGUCAUUGAUUGUAAAUUGUGGGUAUUUUUUGUGUGUUGACCAUAUUGAUUUUCAAUGCCAGACGGAUAUUGUUUUUAAUAACAACAUUUGACAUUUAUGUUUGAGGAUUUUUUACCUUGGAUCAGACUGUAGGAUAAUAAGACAUGUAUAUUUAUAUAUUUUGUUUCAAUUACUUUCAGGAUUUGUUGUGGGUCAAGCUGGACUGCUGGAGACCUUCUCUCAGCUGAUUCUGGCCUACUUCAUCCUCUCUAUGACUGUGCUUUCCAUUUGUGCCAUCUCAACCAAUGGAGCUCUUGAAGGGGGUGGAGCUUAUUGUAUCCUUGAGUUUUUUCCCCCUACAAGCCAGUUUCUUUGAGUUUAUCCAAACAAUUAUUAUUAUGGAUCAAACUCAGCCAUUAGCUUAAGUCCCUAGAAAAAUGAAGGAAAAAAGUAGAAAUAAUAUAAAGUUAAAUAGAAAGAGAUUGGCCAAACUUGAUAUAAAGUUUUGUCGAGACAUGCAAGCAACACUUAAAAUAAAGUUAUUUAGAGAGAGAGCUCAAUGGCGAGAACUCAAUAUUAAUUCAAUAAAAAAUAGUUGAGCUGAACUUAAACUGAAGUUAAUGAGAGAAGGAUAGGACCAUAGAAAAGGCAAUAAUAGAAACAAAUACUAAGUAUUUAGAUGGGUUUCGACGUGUAUUAUUUUGUACUACAACUCCACUCAUAGAAAAUUGCAGAUAGAAGUUGCUGCAGUGAUAAACAGACUUGUAAAAAUGUAAUGGCUAAUUAAUCAAAUUUUAAAACUAGAUCUAAUUAAAAAACAAACAAUGGUCACUCUAAAGUUAAUUUUAGUUGAGCUACCUCAAUCUCCAUGAUUCUAUACAUAUAUUACAUAGUAAAAGUCUUCUUUAAAAGAGUGUUAUGAUUUGAUGUUUUUCUGUAGCAUUAUGUCUGCAUUAUAUUUAAGAACUAAUUUGGAAUGGCCAAAUGUGAUGUAGUCACAAGGACAGGAUGUAUUACAUCAUCAGCUGUUAGCUGUAAUUCAAUAUGUAGGGAAGUAACAAGGAAGUAAAUUACAGAAAGUACAUGUUGGGAAGUUUCAAAGUCUUCUCUAAUGACAUAGUUUUUGUGUGUACUGGGGUUAAGUGGCAAAGUCAGGGACACAUUAGUGUGUACUGGGGUUUAGUGGCAAUGUCAGUGACAUAUUUGUGUGUACUGGGGUUUAGUGGCAAUGUCAGUGACAUAUUUGUGUGUACAGGGGUUUAGUGGCAAUGGCAGUGACAUAUUUGUGUGUACGGGGGUUAGUGGCAAUGUCAUUGACAUAUUUGUGUGUAUCUGGGUUGAGUGGCAAUGUCAGUGACAUAUUUGUGUGUAUCUGGGUUGAGUGGCAAUGUCAGUGACAUAUUUUUGUUUACUGGGGUUUAGACAGCAUAAAAGAAAUGGUGGCAAUGUCAAUGGCAUUUUUGUGUCCAUUGGGGUGGGGGCAGUAUAACAGACAAAUUGGUGUUGUCGAUGAUAUUUGUGUGUGUGGUGGGGUGGGGCGGUACAACAGCAAUAGUGUCCAUGACAUUGGUGCAUGUAUAAAUUGGGUUAUUGGAAAUAUAACAUAACUAUUGUCCCAACUCCCACUACUCUUAACAACUUAAUUUUCCUAUUGAGAUGAGACGACUAAAAGUUGCUUCCCUUUUCUGGCUGUUGCAGGCACAUUCAGUCCACCUGACCUUUUUCUUCACAGCUUGGCUAUACUUUCAGAACAGAAAAUUAUAAGGAAUUUGUUUUUUAGUUUUUGCACUUGGUUACAUUAAAAUAUUGAAAAAAAGAUAUAAUCAGUCUAAAAAUAUGACCCCAACAAUGUUCAGCUGGACGAGAAUAAAGACAAAACAAUUUUAAUAUUAAAAAAAUUAACUUUUUGUACCUCAGUACAAUUGAAAAGGUUUGUAGAAAAAGGUUCAUGAAAUAAAAACAACUCUAAACUAUUUAAGAGAAAAUAAAUUUAAUGAGAAAUUAUUAUUUGUGCUGCAUGUUCAAUUUAUGAUUAUGACUUGAAACAAUCUUUAAAAUUUCGUCUGAGUGGCACUGGCACUGCAUCAUGACAUAUAUAUAAAUAAAUGAUAAAAGCAGACCAUUGGUGCCAUGAUGUAUGAAUUGGCCAAAUAAAUUGUUUUUCAUGUAUGACCUUAACUCAGUGUAAGACAUGAUCAGUCGUGCCCUAGGACCUGAGUUUGGAGGUAGCAUCGGCUUCCUUUUCUAUGUGGCCCAAGUCUUGUCGUGUGCUCUCUACGUCGUGGGUUUUGUGGAAGGAAUCCUGGAGAACUUUGGACAAGGAGGUGAAUAAGUCCUCAAAUUUAAGUUCAUGGGUCCCCAAUUGUUUUUGGUUUGCUGAACUUUUGACCAGGAGGUCGUUGAUAGCUGAAAUAUAAUUUCACAGCCCUGUGUGGAUUAGCUUUUUGGGAAUGCAUCUUUGAAGUGUUUGGACAAGGAGGAUGGCAAUAGAACCAAGCGCCUUCAUCAGAAGUUAUCUUGGCACUUUCUAGGGGGACCUUGGCACUUAUUUUUGGAGACUACAUGAAGAUAUAAAAUAUAAUAAAAAUAAAUGUCCAUUCACUCACUCUAUGAAUGUGAUCUUCUGUGGGCCAAGUUCUGUCAUGUGGACUGCAACUUUGGAAGGGUUCUUUUUGCAUAAAGCAAUUGACAAGCAUUAGCUGGGACCCUCUGGUCAUAUAAAAGCAGAUCAUCAAAGCUGUCAUUGGAAAAUCAACAAUCAACAAGUUCUUCCUAAACUAAUAACUUAUAGAUGCUUGUAUUUGAUAUUUAUUUCGUACCUAGUAAUAUACAUAAUACACUUUCACCCCCCACGAUUUUUAAUUAGCCUUUAUUGGAGUUACUGUAGAUGGCAUUUGUAACUUUUAAUGUUCUACGUGGUGCCCUAUUUGACCGGUAGCACACUGCGGUUGACUCUGACAGUCCUCAUCCUAUUUGUAUCUCCACAGGCAGCUUUGUGAGUCCUGGGAAUGGGCUGCCUGAUGACACGGACUGGUGGAAAUAUCUUUAUUCCACCAUCUCACUCUUUAUCUGUCUGAUCAUCUGCCUUAUUGGAGGGGCCAUGUUUGCAAGGACAUCAGCAAUGAUUUUACUGGUAAUUAUUAAUGUGUCUCUCUCGUUUAAACCAGGUUUUUCCAAAAGUCAUUUUACUGGGCGCCAUCUACCCCCCACCCUUUCCUUUUUUUCUAAGUUAAAAAAAAACAAUCUUGGCAUUCCUUUAUUUCAUCAAUUAAUUUAUAAUUUUUGUCAGGCAAAUAGCCAUGUAUUUGAAACUUUUCACACUUUCAUUGGAACUGCUAGUUGCCACAAUCAAGGGACAAAAUUGAGAGUGCUCAAAAAAUGUUAAAUACUAAAUUUUGAAAUGAGCUGUUAUUUAUGACUUGAAAAAAUGGGGUCAAGAUGCCCAUUGCUGAGCAUAAUUCAUUUGAAGGGCACCACAGUAAAUAAGUGUUUAUUUCAUGUUUGCUUCUUUAGAAACUUGGACUCUUAGGUUUAGUAAAAUAUUGCUCACUAAGCUUGUACAGCAUUUCAUUGUUUGAUGGGUAGAGCAUAGUAAGACACUGUUUGUUAGGGUUAGGUAAUGUAAAAUAUCCUGUCCUAGGCUUGCUUUAAGGAACAUGUUUUGUACAAGGGUACGAGAAGUAAAAAAUCGUGGUUUGAUUAGGUUUGGCUAAGUAACAUGUCAUUGAUUCUAUUCUUGAGGUAUGGCAUUAAUAUCAACAUCAUGGUGUGUUUAGGUUUGGCUAAGUAACAUGUCAUUGAUUCUUGAGGUAUGGCAUUAAUAUCAACAUCAUGGUGUGUUUAGGUUUGGCUAAGUAACAUGUCAUUGAUUCUUGAGGUAUGCCAUUAAUAUCAACAUCAUGGUGUGUUUAGGUUUGGCUAAGUAACAUGUCAUUGAUUCUUGAGGUGUGGCAUUAAUAUCAACAUCAUCAGAAAUAAUUACUUGAAAACAGUAAUGCUAUAUCUUUUUGCCACUGUAAUAUUAAAGCUACUAAAUGAAUGCCCUAGGUUCUAUUUCCUGCCAUUGACCUGUCUGUUUAUAUUGAUUAUUGUGCACAUACAAGAUGUUUCUCUGUUGUUUGUUUAUGUUGAAUAUUGUGCAUGUACAAGAUGUUUCUCUGUUGUCUGUUUAUAUUGAAUAUUGUGCACGUACAAGAUGUUUCUCUGUUGUCUGUUUAUAUUGAAUAUUGUGCACGUACAAGAUGUUUCUCUGUUGUCUGUUUAUAUUGAAUAUUGUGCACGUACAAGAUGUUUCUCUGUCGACUUUUUAUAUUGAAUAUUGUGCAUGUACAAGAUGUUUCUCUGUUGUCUGUUUAUAUUGAAUAUUGUGCAUGUACAAGAUGUUUCUCUUUCGACUGUUUAUAUUGAAUAUUGUGCACGUACAAGAUGUUUCUCUGUCGACUGUUUAUAUUGAAUAUUGUGCACGUACAAGAUGUUUCUCUGUUGUCUGUUUAUAUUGAAUAUUGUGCAUGUCAAAGAUGUUUCUCUGUUGACUGUUUAUAUUGAAUAUUGUGCAUGUCAAAGAUGUUUCUCUGUCGACUGUUACUAUUGAAUAUUGUGCACGUACAAGAUGUUUCUCUGUUUUUUGUUGAAACAUAUUUGUUGUUUUUCUUUCCAGAUUGUUGUCGUGUGCACACUGUCGGUGAUGAUAAGUGUCUUUGCCAAGAACUACAACAUCCUGGUGGAUAUUCCUGACAACAACCCAUAUGCAAAUUUUUCUGGUAACAACACCCCAUCAGGGUUGUACACGGGACUCAAUGCGACAACCAUGCGUGAUAACUUGUUCAGUAAGUAGAAAGUUGGACAAAAUUCUGAACCUUAUAGUUUUCAUUUGACCAAUUGUACCCACGCCAAGUUGGCUCUUGUGGCCUUGAGGUUUUUUUUCCAAUCAGGAUUUUCCCCACCUCUUAGAAUGGCUGCCGUUGUGGAAAGGUUAAAAGUGACCAAAUGAUGACCAAUGGGCUUCACAACAUUGUAUGAGGGCUCCCAUGUUUAGGAAGCUGAAAAUAAACUUGAUUUGUAAAAAUGUUGUCCAAUAAUAGCUAACCCAUUUUUGUACCUUUCAUGACUUAAUAGGUGCCGUCAUCUUUCUUGUGUCCUUUUUGUUUUCUUUAAAAAUUGAUGAACUUUUGCUGGUUUCUGUACACGUUGAACCUUGUGUACAUGAAACUGAACAUUAAUAUAAGCAUUUGUACAUUAAUGAAUGAAUGAAACUAUCUGUACAUUAAUGAAUGAAUGAAACUAUCUGUACAUUUAUGAAUGAUUGAAACUGUGUACACUAUAGGUAACUACACUAUUGACUACAGUACCAGUAAAGAGAUGGACUAUGCCACAGUGUUUGCUAUUCUGUUCAGCAGUGUCACUGGCAUUUUGAAUGGUGCCAAUAUGUCAGGUUAGUAUUUUCUCACUAUAUCCAUAUUUAAGUCAGUGACUCAAUCACCAAAUUUACCACUCUUGUAAUGACUGCUGAUAUUUUAUCAUCCAGAUCUUUGAGGAGAAAUAUUCCUCUUAUUUUGGAGAGCUCAAAUAAACCCAAAGCUGUAGAUUUUUAACUUUUUACGACUUGCAUAUCCUGGAUUUACCUACUGUCAAAUAUUUAUUUUUUAAUAUUUAUGUUUUUGAGAAUUUUGAACGCAAGAAAAAAUACAGCUGCCUGCCGAGGGCAUGAUAGGGCACAUCAAUAAUAAGAUACUGGCAAUAAUUUUCAAUGGUUCUAUUUAAAUUUAGCAAACAUUGUUAACACCUGGUCAGGUCUUUUGAUUAGGUUAUCCUUCUGGUUAAGUUGAAUGAUGUGCUUUGAUCCCCAAACUGACCAUUUAAAACAAUUUUUUGAACUACAGCCAGUGCUUGACUUUCAACCACGAUCGGUUCCGGCCGCCCCGUUGUCGUAAGUUGAGUACGAUAUGUGUACAGUGAUGUGAUGUUAUAAAAAUAUUUAAGUUAAAUUAUAUCAUAAAUUUCUUUUAUUAUUGUUAAAAAUCAUAAUUUUUGAUGGGAGAGGGAGAUCAAAUCUUCAAACCCUGAAGAGCUCUCCAAUCAACAAGCUUUAGCCAUGCUUUGGGAAGUCAAUGGACCUAGGGUUAUUGGUUGUGACCGUGUUAUUUCUUAGAAAUGGAUGACAUCAGCUAGCAGCAUAGCAUCAUCAUAGCACCAUGUCUCCCUUUCCUUAGUUAUCGACCGCCGAUGAUUGCAGUCAACGCUGUUCGGGUGAUAAUUGAGGCAGUAAUAAAUCUGAAAUCUAAUAACUAAUAUGGCUAGUGAUUGUGGUCGUAAAGUGGAAUUGUCGUAAGUUACACAGGUCGUAAGUCGAGCACUGGCUGUAGUAGUAAAAGUGUGUCUAAGAUUUUUAUAAUUUAAAUAAUCACUCAUUUUUUUUUCCUAAAUUCUAAAAGGUUUAAACAUUGAACCCAACCCCCUUACUGCCGCCAACCCUCUUACUGCUGCCAACCCCUUUACUGCCGCCAACCCCUACUCAUAUGCAAAAAAACCCCACCAAAAUGCUCAUCCUUUUUUUCCUUUCUUUUUGAUAGGCUACAUGUUGUGAGGGCUUACUAAUAUUUCAUUCACUGUAUUGGACCGAGCUAUUGCUCUUGAAUGGCCCCGGCAAGUAUGGAACAGGCCUGCCUCAUCUGCUGGGCAGUCCCGUAUAACAGGCUCUCGACGUGGUUGGCUGGGAGCACCCUGUCACGCCAGUCGCUAAUGUUGGGCACCCGGCUAGAAGGUGCUCUACUGUCUCCGGCGCCUGUCCACAAUGACGGCAGCUCGGGUCCCAUAGUGGGUUCAACCUUUUUAGAUAGCUCCUCGUGGGGCAGUGAUGAGGCUCUGCUGGUGGCGUUUAAAACUCCACGACUGAUCGCCCUUACAGUUACUUUUAGGCAUGCUCCGGUAAAGCUUUCGUGCAGUGGUACCCUGUUCCCAUUCUUUUCUCCAUUCCUCCUGGAAGAGGUCCUUAAUCCAGGCUUUGACCCCCAAUUGGGUCAUUGGCCUGUCAGGUUGGGGUUGGGAAGAACCUUGUUUCGCAAGCCAGUCAGCUCUGACUUGUGGGGGGGAUCCCCGCGUGUCCUGGAAUCCAUUGAAGGGUCACGUUCCCUCCGUGAAAUCGUAUGUCUCGCACGAGUUCCAUGAUUGCCUGUACCGUCUUAGUGUCCCAAGAGCACCUCUUCACAAUUUCGAGAGCACAUUGUGAGUCGGUGAACACUACGACGGAUGGAAAUGUUUUGCAUUUGGCUAGCCGAUGGCGCACUUGUUUCAGGCCUAUAAGAAUAGCUUCAACUUCUGCUUCAGCUGCAGAACUGUUGUUGCCGCUUGGGCCUGAAAUCUCCUCUGUUGGAGGUAUCCCCUUCGGAUACUGUAUGAGCGCGCUGUAGCCCGCCUGCUUUUCGCCAGCGAGAUAAGAGCCAUCUGUGAAGACUGAUACCAUAUCCUCACUAUAAGCCUUAAUCGUCUCUAGUGCGGCCCCCUUUUGCUCAUUUUGGGGGCUCGACUUGUUAACCGCCGUGUUUGACAGGGUCAGACGUACAUCAGGUGGUUCGCCGCUAUCCUGAGGUGAUCUCUCCUGGAUCAAGCGUAAUUUUUCCCUGUUUCCUGGUAAAGAGUGCUUUUUCUCCAAUGAGUUGACCGCAUCCAUAAAGGAGGGUCUCUUAAGCCUCGUCCUCUUUACCCAGCGGUCUUGGAGUUGGAAACAGGGUUCCGUUCGUUCCAUUCGACGGUAUCGCUCUACGAUCGUUAGGAUAACUUUGUCCUUCCUGAUGUGUAGUGGUUCUAUGUCUGAAAUGAUUUCCACGGCGGCCGUGGGUGUGGUACGUAACGCCCCGCAUAUGAAUCUGAGAGCUAGAUUCUGUAUGCGGUCCAGCCCCUCUAGAGCCGUACAGCUCGCAAAGGACUGAACCGGCAGGCUGUACAAAUGUUGGCAUUAAAUUAUAAGGUUAUAUCUGGAAAUCCAGUAUACAAGCAAGCACCACAUUUUUAAAAUGAAUACCUGUAAAUGGGAUUUCAAGAAUAUUUAAUUGAAACUAUGACCGGAGGAGUUCUUUCCCUUGCCAGGACUUAUUUCCCUUUUUUAAAAGUGUUUUUCAAGAAUAUAAAUCUGUAACACUAUUGAUAGAUAAUGACAUGUUGAUAGAAAGAGCAAAUUUCAUCUAUUUGGUUUAAAAAAAAUUAAAAAACAAGGCUUUUAACAAAAAUGAUUUUUUAAUUAAUUUUGGGGGGGGGGGGGGGGGGAGUGGUGGUUUGUAAUCAUGAUACAAGAACUUAAAUAUCCCUUUAAAAAACAGCUGUUGUUAAGAAUAUUCCUGCAGCGCUCAGCUUUUGUAUCUGCCAGCUUAACAUUUGUAUUCUUGUUUGUUUAACUCCAGGCGAGCUGAAAGACCCAUCCAAGUCUAUCCCAAGAGGCACAAUCUCAGCCGUGUGUUUUACUUUUUCUACAUACAUGAUUUUGUCAACAUUGAUUGCUGGCUCCUGCACAAGGUUAGUGUCAUGUUAUUUCAUGUUAUAUUAUGUCAUGAUAAACAUCUGGCCAUCUGGAAUGCAGCAGUAUUUUAUUUUGGAAGUACCUCAGUAGGCACCAGAGCUUGGUACACGCUGUUGUCUUUUCUGGUUAUUUCCAACUUCAAUUGAAAGAUGCCUAUUUGAUCAAUUGCAUUUUUUGUCUGACCACAAGUUGGUUGCUUCAGUGGUUGAGAUUUUCUUUUGUUUUUUUUUGUUUACAUCCUAGGAAUUAUAAAUUCAGCUUGAAAAUGCACUGUGCCCUUUGCUUGGGGAAUUGAAUUAGGAUGUGGCAUUUGAUUGGGGGAUUGAAUUGGGAUGUGGCAUUUGAUUUGGGGAUUGAAUUCAGUCAGAUGUGGCAUUUGAUUGGGGGAUUGAAUUCAGAUGUGGAAUUUGAUUGUUGGAUUGAAUUGGGAUAUGGGAUUUGAUUGGGUGGGGGGGGGUGAAAGUGAUGUGUAGCAUUGAUUGGGGCACUGAAGUGAUGCGUAGCAUUUGAUUAGGGACUGAAGUGAUGUGUAGCAUUUGAUUAGGGACAGAAGUGAUGUGUAGCAUUUGAUUAGGUGACUGAAGUGAUGUGUAGUAUUUGAUUGGGGCACUGAAGUGAUGUGUAGCAUUUGAUGAGGGGACUGAAGUGAUGUGUAGCAUUUGAUUAGGGGACUGAAGUGAUGUGUAGCAUUUGAUUAGGGGACUGAAGUGAUGUGUAGCAUUUGAUUGGGGCACUGAAGUGAUGUUUAGCAUUUGAUUGGGGCACUGAAGUGAUGUUUAGCAUUUGAUUGGGGCACUGAAGUGAUGUGUAGCAUUUGAUUAGGGGACUGAAGUGAUGUGUAGCAUUUGAUUAGGGGACUGAAGUGAUGUGUAGCAUUUGAUUGGGGCACUGAAGUGAUGUGUAGCAUUUGAUUAGAGGACUGAAGUGAUGUGUAGCAUUUGAUUGGGGCACUGAAGUGAUGUGUAGCAUUUGAUUGGGGCACUGAAGUGAUGUGUAGCAUUUGAUUAGAGGACUGAAGUGAUGUGUAGUAUUUGAUUAGGCGACUGAAGUGAUGUGUAGUAUUUGAUUAGAGGACUGAACAGAUGUGUAGUAUUUGAAUAGGGGACUGAAGUGAUGUGUAGUAUUUGAUUAGAGGAAUGAAGUGAUGUGUAGCAUUUGAUUAGGGGACUGAAGCGAUGUGUAGCAUUUGAUUAGAGGACUGAAGUGAGCUGUGCCAUUUAAUUCCAAAUUUUGAAACACAUGUCUUUAUUAUUCUGUCCCAGGUACCUCCUGAUCAACGACUAUGUCUUCCUCCAACAAGUCAAUAUAUGGAAGCCAUUCGUUGUUAUUGGCAUAUUUGCAUCAACUCUGUCGGCAUCACUCGGCAACCUUAUAGGAGGCUCAAGGAUUCUCCAGGCCCUGGGCAAUGAUCAGCUGUUUUGUGAGUUGACUUUUGGUUGAACAGAUUUAAAAGCACAGACAUAAAUAACAAUACUGAUUUUUUUUUAAUGAAAAUAAAUCUCAUUCUAAAAUGUUAAGAUUGUGAAAUGUUUCCGAAAGUGAGAUACAGUUGGUUCCGGGGCCAGCAAACAAUGUUGACAAAAUCAUGAAUGUAGAAAAAGUGCAAUCUGUACAAUGUCAUUGAAAAAAACAACAUUUCCAUUGAUUUCCAUCAAUAAAAGAAUCUUAUCUCAUCUUAUUUGCCCAUGUGAUUUAAGUUUUAAAAUAUUAUGAAUAUUUGAAUAACUACGCAGAUUACUGGGAUAAACACUUAUUUAUUUAUUUUUCUGAUAGCAAGUUGAGGAUUUUUGAUUGAAUCUUUCAAGGACAAAUUCUGUAGACUUAUAAGAUUAUUUAAAAACUGAACUGAAAAAAUAAAAUAUAACCUUAAAUCCUCUCUAAAUUCACUCUCUCUUGGUUAUUUUAAAAAAAUGUGGGGUUUUUUUCCUCUCAAGGGUUCCUGCUGAAGCCUGCAACAAUCACAACAAAAAGUGGGAACCCUUUAGUCAGUGUUUUCAUCACCUGGUUCCUUGUUCAGGUGAGUGGUUCUGUCAGUGUUUGCAUCACCUGGUUCCUUGUUUAGGUGAGUGGUUCUGUCAGUGUUUUCAUCACCUGGUUCCUUGUUCAGGUGAGUGGUUCUGUCAGUGUUUUCAUCACCUGGUUCCUUGUUCAGGUGAGUGGUUCUGUCAGUGUUUUCAUCACCUGGUUCCUUGUUCAGGUAAGUGGUUCUGUCAGUGUUUUCAUCACCUGUUUCCUUGUUCAGGUCAGUGGUUCUGUCAGUGUUUUCAUCACCUGGUUCCUUGUUCAGGUGAGUGAUUCUGUCAGUGUUUUCAUCACCUGGUUCCUUGUUAAGGUGAGUGGUUCUGUCAGUGUUUUCAUCACCUGGUUCCUUGUUCAGGUCAGUGGUUCUUCUGUUGUUGCUUUUUUAAAAGCAGUUUACAAUUUAAACAUGAGUAUUUAUUAUGAUGUGUUUCUCAGAUGUAGCAUUCCAGGGUCUCAUGUAAUGUAAUCUGGACAAAAGAACAUUCAGUUAAACCAAUAUUUCAGUAUUGGUCUUCAAUUAAUGAAUAUCAUAUCUAACGUUUGAGACUAAUACUGUUGAUAGCUUUCAGAAAAACAUUUAUGAUUGCUACUAUUUUAAAAUAUUUUGUUGCAGUCAUGCUGGAGGGGGGAAUAUUCUGUUACUUUGUAUUUAUCAAUAAACUAGAAAAAGUUUCUUGAGAUUAAAUUAGUGAUUUGUUGUCAAAACAUGAAGUCAAGCAACGCACUUUGUAAGAAUCCCAAUGAGUGCUAACUUUGAGGAAUUUUUAUUUGCACACCUAUUGAACACAGUAUAACAGACUGAGAAUAAUAUUUGUGAUUAAUCCUCAGAUUGUGCUGCUGAUUGGUAAACUGAAUGCGAUCGCUCCAGUGACUGCUGUGUUCUUUCUGCUGUCCUACGCUUCUGUCAACCUGGCAUGCCUGGCUCUUGAACUGGCAUCAGCUCCGAAUUUUAGGUCUGUGCUGCAACAUCAGCUGCCUUGCUUUCAAUUUAUAGAGCCUGCUUCUAUUUACCUUGAAGGAGAUUAGGAGAAACAUUGGUCUGGCUUAGCUUCUAAAUUAAUUUUGAACAUUGCUACACAUGAAUCAAGGGGCUGUAACCUGGGGCUACACAUGCAUCAGGAGUGUGUAACUUUGGGGUUAAAAGGGCUUAUCAUUUAAGUGGGUACAAGGAGUCUUCAUAAUAAUUAGUUCUGACGUAUCACUACACAUCUAAUGUGCCUAUUUUCCCUCAGGCCUACUUUUGUAUACUUCACCUGGCACACCUGUACGCUGGGCAUCCUGGGCAGCAUGACCAUGUGUUUUAUGAUCUCCGCCAUGUACACGAGUAUAUCCCUGGCCCUCAUGUUCCUGUUCGCCAUCCUGCUCCACUUCCGCUCGCUGCCAACGACCUGGGGCUCAAUCAGUCAGGCCCUUAUAUUCCAUCAGGUACUGCAUUUCACAAUUGUGCUCGACAAAUACUUGGCCAUCAGAAGUCUGCUGUGAACAUGAAAUCUUCAAAUUUCUCCUAAUUUUAUGUAUGAGACAACAAGUAAUAAGAAUUAUAAAUUUUAUAAAAAAUAUAUAUAUUGUUAAUUGUGAAAAUGUUUAUAUAUGACAAUGUUUUAGAAUAAUUACUUUAAAUUUAUUGCAUGGUUCUCAACUAAAAGCAACAAUAAAAUCUAAUUUAUCUGUGGAUAAUAAUUACAUCAGUCCAAUUAUUUAAUCUCUGACUUUUUUAAUUUUAAUUUACUUUUUAUUAUAAAAAGGUGCGCAAGUACUUGCUGAUGUUGGACCCCCGCAAGUCACACAUCAAGUUCUGGAGGCCCCAGAUCCUGCUCAUGGUCUCGAACCCUAGGCAGAGCUGUGAGCUCAUGGUCUUCUGCAAUGACAUUAAAAAAUCUGGUCUCUAUGUCAUCGGUCACGUCAAAGUCGGCAAGCUGGAAGAUUUCCCCACUGACCCCAUCUUAGAUGAGACUCCAAGAUGGCAGCAGCUCGUCAGUCACAUGAAAAUCAAAGCGUUCAUUGAGUUGACUCUGGCGCCCAGUGUAGGAGUGGGUUUCCAGCAGUUGGUGAGGAUAUCGGGGCUCGGUGGGAUGAAGGUCAACACGGUGUGCUUUGGCUUUUACGAUGACACAAUGCCGACAGAUUCGCUCCUGAAAACCAAGAUAAGGAAAAGAAGGUUUUUCUUGGGGACAGAGCUGAGCAACUUCCAGGACUUCGACAGCUUUUUUGAAACCCCGAGAUCAGGCAACGACAAGCAUCUCGACAUUACCCAGUAUGUGGGGCUCAUUCAGGACGCACUCAAGCUCCAGAAAAAUGUGUUCCUCUGCAGGAACUUCCAGCUGCUUAACAAAGAAAGCAUCCUCCAGCCCAACGACAAGUCCUACAUUGAUGUGUGGCCCGUCAACUUUUUCCGCCCAGACACCACCAGCUACUUUGACAACACGUGCCUGUUCAUGCUUCAGCUGGCCUGCAUCCUGACCAUGCAGAGCGGGUGGAAGAGCCACACGGAGCUGAGGGUGUUCCUCUGCGUGCAGUCCAUCUCAGAGAAUACGGCCGUCAAAGAGAAGAAGUUGUCCACCUUCUUGCAGCAGCUGAGAAUACAGGCUAAAAUUGUGGUAUGUUAUCAUCAAUAAGUAGAUGUGUGAGAGCAUUAUAUGAAAAAUUUACAAAUAAACUAAUUAAAUAGCAAGUUUAAAACACUUAAUGAUGGUCCAUUCAAAUUUAAGUGUUUAACCUUUUCUAAUAAAUAAUUUACAAAAGUUGCUCUCACCAAAAGAAUAUUUUUUUCUUCUGUUUAAAUAUGAUUAAAUAUAUUGGGUAGAUUAAAUAUAUUGGGUAGACUAAUAUAUUGGGUAGAUUAAUUAUAUUGGGUAGAUUAAUUAUAUUGGGUAGAUUAAUAUAUUGGGUAGAUUAAAUAUAUUGGGUAGACUAAUAUAUUGGGUACAUUAAUUAUAUUGGGUACAUUAAAUAUAUUGUGUAGAUUAAAUAUAUUGGGUAGACUGUACUACUAUGAACAAUAAAUAGCUGAAAUUGAUAAUCUCAUAUUAAACACUUUAUGUUAAAAAGUUAUGAACAAAAUGUUAUAAAAGUAGCCUUGUCUGGUACUGAUUCAGUAGGUGGUAUGUAAUUAUUCAUGUUUAAAAUAUCCACAGCUUAAGCAGAUAAUAGUGAUUAAUUAAUAGCAAGUACAAAUAAAAAUACACAUUUUAGGGUUUAUUUGAGAGAGUUAAUCUAUUUUACCAUUGGUCUUUGACAAGUGAUGAGUUCAUAAACAUUCUUUUGUUAAAACAUAUAUUUAAAAAUGUUGACAAUCUAUUUGCAAACCAUAACACAGAAUUCUUUUUUUUUAAUAUUGUUUUCCAGAUUGUAUCCUUUGAGCAACUCCUGCAACGAUUCAACAGUGAUGCAGACCAUGGUGUCCAUGAGAUCAGAACAGCAGCAUUUCACGAGUCUGAAUCUGAGACUUCCGAUGUCAAGAUGCACGAUUACAAUGAGGUUCCACAUGAUUACCUGCAGGCUGUCAAUGCUCUAUUGCAGGUACUAUUUAUAGAUAUAAAAUUAUGAAAUUUUUCGUACAUCAAAAUGACUAUUGGUACUUUCCAUAUUACACAGAAAACUGAAAAGAAUUGGGGAAAAUAAUAUUUUUAAUAUUUUGAGAAUUUACAUUUUUUAAAGAGAAAAUUGUGUUUUCAGAAUUAAUGUAAUGAAUCCUUAGAAAAUGUUCAGGUGUUUUAUAAUUUAAAAUAUGCAAUCUAUAUUGAAAGUACCAAAUUUGAAUUUGUAAAGUAAUUGUGUCACUAAAUACAAAGGGUUUAAGAACUCCAGCCAGUAACUUAAAUAAUUUUGUUGCUUGUUUCACUUUUGUUUAACAAAUUUUCAUUUAAAAACGAGGCAACAAAUGGUAGCAAUUCUUCAGAUUUUGCCAUAAAAAUUAUGGCAUGUUUAAAGUUGUACGGAUUUUUAAAAAAAUCAGCCAUAAACGCUAAUCUUUGUUUAUAAAAAAUUAAUUCCAGGAUCACCUUAACCAGUCGGCUGUGACAUUCCUUUACUUGCCGCGGCCCCCUACCUCAGCAGACCAGUACCCAGACUAUUUAGAGCAACUAACCGCCAUCUCGAACUGGUCCCACCCAACUGUAUUUGUGCACGGACUCCAACCUGUUACAUCGACAGCUUUAUAAAGAAGGGAGAUAGCUCUAUUUUAAGUCUCAAAAGCUGUCCAGGUUUAUCAUUUCUAACAUCCAUAAUAAGCCCGGAAUAUAUUUUUUACUUAACUCAUUCCCUCCGGCAGCGCUGCUUCCGGACUUAAUUUAUUUUCCUGAGAAAAGGGAAGCAACUCAGUUUUGAAAUUGAUUUAUAUUUUUAAAAUAUUUUUUAAAGUUGCUAAAUAUUAUUUAAUGUUAAUGAAUUAAGAACAAAUGCAACAAAAAAUGAAUAAGGUUUAAUAUAAAUAUAACAUUAGCGGGGGAAAAAUAACGAACAAUGGCCAAAAAAAUAGAUUUUCGGCACCUCGGACGAACACAUGGUACAUAUAGACGCGCCGUACUAAAGCACACGUAGUUUUAAAGUGAAACAAGAUAAAAACUUCCGGUUUCUAAAUUAAAAUCACGCAGAAAUCACGCCAACGAGAUUUCAUUGCUAUUUUUAACUAAAAAUAAGAGAGGUGUGUCGCUAUGCGCCGGGACGCAUUUGGACGCAUCAGGAGGAACCCCCCGAGGACGCAUUUAGUCGCAACCGUCGGGAAUGAGUUAACUCAAAAUGUAAUUUAUAAUUAAUAUUCUCAACUACAUGUAAGAUUUUAUUUGUAAACUUAUUUGAAACAGUUUUCUUAAGUUGUUAAUAUUCAUACAUUCCCUCAGAUAAAAGAAAUUUCUAUCAAUUUUAACUCAUACGCUGUUUAAUUUAUAUUAACAUUUUUAUGAACUGGUUUGACUUGAUACUGCAGAGAUUUUUCUGGUCACUGAAUUGCAAUAAAAUAAAGAUAGAUAUGCCAUUACAUUUUGACCUUUUUAAAAAAUGAUUUUUAUUUUUACUAAGUUACAAAUUAACUUUUAAUUUUCUUGUAUUUAAUGAUGAGCUUUCAAAUUUUAUUAACUGUGAAUGAAUUCGUUUCAUGAAGUAUGAAUGAAUUGGUUUUGAAAAUGUUGAAUAAAUUGAUUUUGAGAGAGUUGCCAAGAUAAGUUUGGUGUGUAUAUUUGAAAAUGGAUAGUUUGAUAUUACCGGUAUGAGAAUGUUUCUGGUUUGAAUGUCGACAAAAAUGUUGGCUUAUUUUGAAAGAGAAAUGUUUUAAAUUGUUCCAUGUAUAUUAUUUUUAAGUUUCAAAACAUACAGGUUUAAUGACAAAAUUUUAAGAAAUUGCAAUUAUCAUAUUUUAGCACACAUUUUAUGUCAAGACCUUAAUUUCAAAAAAGAAAUUGAAAAAUUUGUUAAUGGUAAAUGAAAAUGUUAGCAAAAUGUUCUUAGUUCUUGCUUUGACUUUGACUGCAUUUCCAAUUGGUGAAGUUCUCAUCAGGUCAUUUUUAUUUGAUAUUACCGGUAAUUGUAUAUUUAAAAAAUAAUAAUAUCAUGUUAGUGUUAGAUAAAAAUAUACCUACUACUAUAUAUCCAUCUUAAUCUUUUAGUCAAUUGUGGAUUGUUUUAAAAAUAACAUGUUAAAACUAAUCCUAUUUUUUUUUUUUAAAAUACAGAUUGUAUCUUACAUUAAUUCUAGAUUAGAGAGAUUUCAUGGUGGAUCAGAAAGGGUUUUAGUUUGGUAUUCAUCUUGAAUGUCUUUACCUCAAAAUAUUGAAGUUUUGUCUCAAGAUUUAGUGUGGAUACUGCAUCAAGGAGAAUUUAAGUUUUAAAAAUUUAAAGAAAUUUAAAAAAAAAAAAAAAAAAAUUAAAAAAAGAAAACUAAGUGAUUUAUUUUACAUUUUAUUUGAGAUGCUUGCUACAUAUCGCUUUGAUUAGGCUUAGAAUGCUACCAAUAUCUUUUAAUUGGGCUAGGUAUGAACAAGUUGUGAAAAUUACAAUCAUUCCCCUGGAUUUGGAUCAUUGAAAAGUUACCUGGGGACACAUUAAAGCACAAAUAGGGAAAUGCUCAUAACCUGGAACUAAUGUAGGAACAUUAAUGUCCAGACAAAUUGUCUUUCUUAUGUAGAUUACUUUUUUGACUUUGUACUCAUUUAAAUGUGGGAUUGAUUUAUUGUGGUGUGUUGGUACCAAUAACUGAUGUCACUCAAAAUGUUGUGCACUGUGCCCCAGAUUUCUAGUGAAUGUAAUUUCCGCUGCCUCUUGCGUGUCAAAUCAUGUAAUUUGCUUGUUACACUGUACAUUAUUUUACUAAAUGAUUAAAAAUCAAAACAGGUUUUUAUGAAUGUGCCAAUGAACUAUUUACAAAAAUAUAAUUUAAAAACCUAAAAAAAAAUUUUUUUUAAACUCUUUUUAAUAUUUUUUUAGUUCAAGUGAUUUAAAGCUUAUGCAUAGUAAAAUAUAUUCUCUUUUUUUACUAGGCCCUAUAAAUCUUCCACAGAUAUAAUAUUUUAAUCAAUUCUGAAAGGCCACGCAAAACAUUUUUUUAACAAAAUUUCUACUGAACACUCAUUUUUUGACAUUGUGAGUUCAGUUCUGCAGUCCACUCAAACUCAAAGCAUGAUUUACCAGACUGAGGAAUGCCGCUAAUGGUUGCUUGAUUUUUUAAAUUAAUUGUAGCCAUGUUAACAAAUGAGUGAUGUAGCCAACCUAUUUACUGCUUACAUUAUAUAUUAUUGGUUAACACAAAGUUCUUCUCUGCAGCACUACCUCACUGCAUUCGUUGCUGUACUGACUAUAAGAAAAUACCCAGAAGUGGGCAAUGUUUGUCCAUGUUGAGGACCCUUGGUUUUCAGCUUGCGUUUAUACAAAACUCCUUGACAUUACUCACUAGCUAUGGACAAAUCUACUCUUUGCAAAAAUAAAAUAAAAUAGAGAGAAUGAUGUAUAUUAAUGAAUUUAUAUUAUUUAGAUUGAUCAAGAUUAAUAUUAUAGACUUAUUUGCACUUAUUUCCUGUAUUAUUUUUUUUCCUAAAUAAAACUUAACAAAAAAAAUUGUACAAAGCCAAAAAUCCAAUUGUUUUACAUAUUAAAAACAUUCCAUUAAGCCUUAACCGCCUCAGCCUUCUAAAACUUGACACCUGUGAGUUGAAAUUUUAAUUUUACUUUAUAUUUUAUGCAAUUUCUAAAUUCUUGCUGGUAAUAAUAAAAACAUUUCACUGGUG
Lymnaea stagnalis (great pond snail) is the source of this 20989-nucleotide messenger RNA. The record is from the annotation of a GenBank genome assembly. NCBI's taxonomy places the organism in Eukaryota, Metazoa, Mollusca, Gastropoda, Lymnaeidae.